AUUCGCUGAUCCCUUCACUUUCCGGUAUAAACCGUCCAUCCAUAACGAUCCAUUUACCUGGGCAUUCCACAAGACGGAGUCGCAAUGAGGGUCUAGCCAGCUACGCGGCCUCCGACCUAGAGCUGUCCGGCCUGGGCGAUCCCACUACGCUAGCACGAACCUAACCAUACCUCCGAUGGGCCCCAAGGUUUGAUUCGCCCCUUGCCAUCUAAUCUGAUCAUCUGAUAAAGGCAAAGAUUGGGCGACAUCGGCUGGAGAUUUUUAUGGAUGUUGGGACGGGGGGUCCAUCUGCCAAUAUAGAAAGGCCCGCAUAGAACCUCGUGUCCUCGAUCUGAAUUUUCUCCUUCUCUUGGUUCUUCAAGCAAGGUCAAACAGGCAUUCGCCUUCAAUAUACUAUUCCUUCUUGCCAACAGCUUCCCCGUUUCCACCCUCUUGAAAACCCUGUUCGUUGGGUUUUUCUACUGUGGCACUUCGUCGCCUUUUUUCUUGCGACCGAUAAUCAACAAUGGCUACCAUCGAGCCGCAGACGGCCGCCCACCGCACAGAGGCUGGCAUCGACUAUGAGAAGAACAUUGCCUACGACAAUGGCGCCCAGGAGGUCAAUCAUGACACCAAGCAGGAGUCUGACGCUGAGAGCGAGAACUUCCAGGGUGGUGUUCAGCGUGUCAGAGCCAUCACCUCCGUGUGGUCCAAGAAGACCAUGAUCAUCAUGUUCUGCUUGCUCUACCUCGUCUCCUUCGCCGAUCUGCUUCUGCAGUCCGUUCAGGGCUCCCUGAACGCCUUCGUCACAUCCUCCUUCGGAAAGCACGGUCUCCUGGCCAUCGUCAGUAUCUUCGCUACCAUCCUGUCAGGAUGCUGCCAGCUUGUCAUUGCCAAGAUCAUCGACGUUUGGGGACGUUCUGAGGGUUUCGCCAUCAUGAUCCUAUGCUCUGUCAUCGGUAUGAUCAUGAAGGCUACCUGCAAGAACAUGGAGACCUACGUUGCCGCCCACACCAUCUACUACGUUGGUCACUUUGGCAUGAUGUUCGUCAUUGACAUCAUGAUCGCCGAUAUGACUUCGCUGCAGAACCGUAUGAUCAUGUUCGGAAUCAACGGUACCCCUACCAUUGCCGUCACCUUCGCCGGUCCCAAGAUCGCCGACCUCUUCUACACCAACCUCAACUUCCGCUGGGCUUUCGGUGCCUUCGCCAUCAUUCUUGCUGGUGUCUGCAUUCCCGCCCUGACCAUCAUGCUGCUCAUGCAGCGCAAGGCUGAGAAGGCUGGUCUCUUGGCCAAGGCUAAGUCCAACGACCGCUCUUACCUCCAGGGCUUCAUCUACUACUUGAUUCAGUUCGAUAUCAUGUGCAUUGUCCUCAUCAUUGGCAUGUUCUCCAUGAUCAUGCUUCCCUUCAACAUCGUCUCCUACGCCCCCAACGGCUGGAAGACCGGCUACAUCAUUGCCAUGGAGGUCGUCGGAGUUGUCCUCAUCCCGAUCAUCUACGUCUGGGAGAAGUACCUCGCCCCCGUCAGCUUCAUCGACUACAAGUACCUCAAGGAGCCGACCCUUAUUGGCGCCUUCCUCCUCUACGGAAUCAUGUUCAUCUCCAUCUUCACCUGGGAUACCUACUACCAGUCUUACCUCCUGGUUGUCCACAGACAGAGCAUCACCUACGCCGGAUACAUCCUGAACGCCUUCUCUCUGACCUCCUCCUUCUUCGGCCCCAUCUUCGGAUUGGUCAUUAGAUGGACUGGUGACUACAAGUACACCGCGCUUGCUGGUGUCCCCUUCAUGCUUCUGGGUACCGCUCUCCUGAUUCCCCUGCGUAAGCCCAGCACCCCCGUCGGUGCCCUGGUCGUCAUGCAGAUGCUCAACGGUAUCGGCACCGGUCUCUUCGCCGCCUGCGGUCAGAUCGCCGUCAUGGCCGUCGUCACUCACCAGGAGAUCGCCUCCGCCAUGGCCAUCUACUCCCUCUUCGGUGGUAUCGGUUCUUCCAUCGGUUUCGCCAUUGCUGGUGGCCUGUGGAACAACAUCAUGCCUAAGGAGCUGUACAACAACCUCCCCGACUACGCCAAGAACAGAACCGCUGAGAUCUUCGGCGACGUCACGAUCCAGAUGUCCUUCGAGGACGGCGACCCCAUUCGCGACGCCAUCGUUGCCGCCUACGCUGAUGUCCAGCACAAGAUGGUCAUUGCUGGUUCUUGCUUGGUUCCCCUUUGCUUGGCCUCCAUCCUCCUGUGGAAGCACAUCAACAUUAAGAAGGUCGAGAGCGAGAAGGGUACCCAGACCAAGGGCAACGUCUUCUAAACGAUUUCGUUUUACCUUUGACCACUCUGGGACAACCCAAUGUCCGUAUGGACCAAAAAUUCUCGUCAUGUGUUUCUAGCCAUUAGGCAGGGACUAGGCAUUGCGGACUCAUCAUACCCCUUAUCCGCAUGUCGAGGACCUGCUAAACCCAAUGUGUUUCAAUCUUCCUUGGUUGGACUCGAUAAAUGUACUUAAUCGCAUGGGCCGGCCUCAGAAAGGGGACCCGACAAAUAAUCUUUUUCAAUAUCAC
Molecule: messenger RNA, 2534 nt
Organism: Colletotrichum scovillei
Lineage: Eukaryota; Fungi; Ascomycota; Sordariomycetes; Glomerellales; Glomerellaceae
Product: siderophore iron transporter mirB
Exons: 3
Coding region: 506-2284 (592 amino acids)
Biological process (GO): transmembrane transport
Molecular function (GO): transmembrane transporter activity
Source: RefSeq, a predicted model, not a curated record